This is a messenger RNA of Closterium sp. Naga37s-1, 2655 nucleotides long. The record is from the annotation of a GenBank genome assembly. Lineage: Eukaryota; Viridiplantae; Streptophyta; Zygnematophyceae; Desmidiales; Closteriaceae.
AUGGUCACGUGGCGCGUCGCGCGUGCUGGUGGCGCGCGCGCAGCAGGACUCGCCGCUGCUGGGGCAGGGCGUGGAUCCCGUGGCGGCGGGCGCGGCGCGCAACUGCACGCCCGUGUUCAUGAGCGCCGUGCUGCACAAGCUGCUCAAAGUCGACGGUGCGCUCUUUGUUCCUUCCGCUAUAUGCUCCCCCUCCUAGCUUUUCCACUCCUUCCCCGCUCCCCGCCUCUAAACGUUGUUCCACCUUCCCCCCCGUGUCUCCCCGGCCUUCCCCCGGUCGUCCCCGCGUGGCGCAUGCCUUCUUCGUUUCUCCCCGUGUCCGUGGUGCGGCGGGCGGCAGAGAAGAGCUACAGCUUCGACGCCGUGGUGCUGCUCAUGAUGUCCUGGGUCGACUCGCGAGCGCCGCUCGUAUGGCGCGCCAUCCGCGGAGUGCGGGACGCGCGCCUGGCGGAGCAGCAGCACCGCGUGGCGGAGUGCGCGCGGCUUUCCGACCGCCUCGUGGGGAACAUGGGCGCAGACGCGUGGGGGGAGCAGAACGGCGCAGCAGGGGAGCAAGCGCCGGGGUCGCAGGGGGCACCAGGGACGCUGGGGGCGCCGGGGGCGCAGCGGAAGGGGGUUCCGCAAGGGGGAAAUGCGACGGGAGCACCGUCGGCGGACGGGUCUAGCCCUGCGCCCGGUGCUGCUCCCAGUGCUGCUGCUGCUGGCAGUACCAACAGUACCUCUAACAGCAGCGCCAUCAAUAGUAGCAGCCCUGGCAAUGCCACCACCGCUACCAGCAGCAGCAGCGCUGACCGUGUUUCCCGAAUUUUGGCUGUGGCAUCUGCACCAGCACCUGCAGCAGGUCCUGGUGCUGGUGCUGCCAACGGCACAACAGGCGCUGGUAACGGCAGCGGCCCGCCUCUGAAAGCUCCUGGUGCUCCUGGUGCUCCCGGUGCUCCUGGCGGUCCCGGUGCUCCUGGCGGUCCCGGUGCUCCUGGUGGUCCUGGCGGUCCCGGCGGCGGUCCCCCCCACGACCUGAACGCCUCUGCUGUCGCUGAGCUGUGUGAAAGCGCCAUCACUAAGCCCGUGGCGCCCCCCUGCAGCAAGCGGUGUGCGCCGGGGUCGGAGCUGUGCUGCGAUGCCGUGUGGCUGCCGUCCUUCCACGUGCCCAACGUCAACGCGUACUCGCAGGACCGCUACAUCACCGACGAGAUUCAGCAGUUCGCACCGCUCACGAGUCCCACCGCCAUGGGCCGCCAGGUCCGCCUGCAGGGCACGUUCUCAACGGCAUUCAACUUCAAGCGCUUCCCCUUUGACAAGCAGUCGCUCACGCUCACAGUGUCGCCAGCAGCCUUGGACUCACCACAAGCAGCGCGCUCCUGCUACUACCUGGUCUCCUCGCUAGUAGCUCGUGAGGGCGCCAGCGCGCUAGCCAUGGUUGCCACAGGGGGCGACGGCGGGCCUGGCGCGUACACCACAGACGAGGUCACCGGGUGGUAUACCACCAAGGUCGAGCUCAGCUGCACGGGCGACGGGGUUCUGAAUAAGACCCGCAGCAGCAGCAAUAGCAGCGGCAGCGGCAGCGGCAGCGGCAGCGGCAGCGGCAGUGGCAGUGGAAGCAGCAGCAGCGGCAGUGGUAGUAACAGUGGUGAUGCUGCUGCCAGCACCAGCGGUGAUGGAGGGGCGGGUGUUGCUAGUGGCUCUGCUGCGGCCGCAGCAAAGACGAGCGCUUCUGCUGCUGCUGCUGCUGCUGCUGCCGCCACUGCUGCUGCCACUGCUGCUGCUUCUGCGGCCGCUGCCGCUGCUGCUGCUGCUGCUGGCCGUGCUAGUAUCGACAGCAAUGGCAUUGGCGGUGGCGACGGUGGGGAUGGUGGUGGCAGUGGUGGUGGAUGGAGCAGUGGUGGUGGUGGUGGUGGUGGUGGUGUCGACCCUGUGAACACCAUAGUGGAUGCAGCAAGGUCAGCCAAAGGGGGAGGAGGAGGAGGAGCACCCAAGAUAGGCGGGCAGCAGCCAGGGGGGCAGGAUCAGGGGCAGCAGGGGGGACAGCAGGAAGACCAGGCGCUCGUGGGGGGCCCGGCAGCGGACUCCCCCUUCGCCUCUACAGCUGCUCCGGGCGUGUGGGGAGCGGAGGUGGGGGGCGGGGUGGGAGCUCUUGCCCCUGAGAUGGGCAUGGGCGUGGGCGGCAUGUAUGCGUCGACAUGCACGCUCACGAUUCAUGUGGAGCGAUACAGUUACUACUACCUCUGGACGAUCAUCUUCCCGACGAUGAUAACGGUGUGUCUGGCGUUUGCGGUGUUCUUCGCCACGCCCACGCAGCUGGACAUCCGAGUCAGCACCACAGUCACGCUCUUCCUCGCGCUCAUCGCCGUGCAGUUCGUCAUCGAGGAGCAGCUACCCAAGACGUCGUACGUGACGGCAUUCGGGCAGCUAGUGCUGGUGUCUUAUGCAACCAUCGUGCUUGUCAUCCUCGAGUGUCUCUUCGUCUUCUACCUCACCUCCAUGGAAGAGGUUCGUUUCCUGCAGGGCAAGCUGCCUCAUGCGCACGGCAACGCUGACGACGACGAAGACGAUGACGACACCGAGGCUGGUACAAGGGGUGGUGGGUCUCUGGGCCGGCGCAGCUGCAGGCACAACAAGCGCAGGGCCUAUGCCGAGCUUCCUCCUCCCUUGGUCUCCUAG